Molecule: messenger RNA, 1273 nt
Organism: Phragmites australis (common reed)
Lineage: Eukaryota; Viridiplantae; Streptophyta; Magnoliopsida; Poales; Poaceae
Exons: 9
Coding region: 7-1161 (384 amino acids)
Source: RefSeq, a predicted model, not a curated record
UAUGAUAUGGAUAAUGUAGAGGAUCCUCGUUUCAGUAGGACGGAAACCCCGUCCUCCCCUCCUCACCUUUUCCACGCCGUCCAACCUCCCAGCCCCUCGGGACGCCACGGCAUCGGCAUGGGCGGAGCCGUGCCACCACCACGUCCUCCCCGACUCCGUUCCCAGUCCCCCAGCCAUCCAUCUCUGUCUCCUCCCUAUCUCCAGGCCACCACCCCCGUCGCCUCCUCCCCCCUCCCCAUUGUCCCUCGCUCCGCUCCAGUUCCCCCCGUCCGCGUCUCCCGCCCGUGCCGUCGCGCCGCGAUGUCAGCCGCUGCCGCCUCCAUCGGAGUCAACUCGCUCUCGUCCGAGACCGUCGGCGUGGGGCAGAACGAUUUGCUGAUCGUUGGGCCUGGCGUGCUCGGCCGGAUCGUCGCUGACAUGUGGAAGCAGGAAUAUCCAGGUUGCAAAGUUUUUGGUCAGACUGCAACCACAGAACAUCACAAUGAAUUAAAUGAAAUUGGUAUCAUUCCCUCCUUGAAGGGAUCCAUAAUGGGUCCGAAAUUUCCAUAUGUUAUUUUCUGUGCUCCACCUUAUCGUUCUGAUGAUUAUCCUGGGGAUCUGAGAGUGGCAGCUUCGAAUUGGAAUGGAGAAGGCUCUUUCCUGUUCACCUCGAGUACUGCUGUGUAUGACUGCAGUGACAAUGGAUUAUGCGAUGAGGAUUGUCCUUGUGUACCGAUUGGUCGGAGCCCUCGUACUGAUGUCCUUCUAAAAGCAGAAAAUGUUGUCCUUGAGGCAGGAGGCUGUGUUCUCAGGCUAGUAGGACUUUAUAAUUCGGAUCGAGGUCCUCAUGUUUUCUGGUUGUCGAAAGGAACUUUGGAUGCACGUCCUGAUCAUAUACUCAAUCUGAUACAUUAUGAAGAUGCGGCUAGCCUUGCAAUUGCAAUCAUGAAAAAGAGACUACGUGGCCGCAUCUUUGUGGGCUGUGACAAUGAGCCUCUAUCCAGGCAAGAAAUAAUGGACCGUGUUAACAGAAGUGGGAAUUUCGAUACAAAGUUCCAGGGCUUCACUGGGACCAAUGAUCCGCUGGGAAAGAGGAUGGAAAAUUCCAAGACUCGGGCUGAGAUUGGAUGGCAGCCCAAGUAUCCGAGCUUCACAGAGUUCCUUGGUUUGAGCAAUUUUUAACAUUCUUGGAUGUCACAAAAUUCUUCUCCUGAUUCCAGAUGCAUAAAUCAAUUCUUCCAAGACAUAAGCACAGACUUAAAAUGAAGAGUGAAAUCCAUGAGCAGUCCCUAAA